This is a messenger RNA of Puntigrus tetrazona (Sumatra barb), 7220 nucleotides long. It is a transcript of the gene col14a1b, whose product is annotated as collagen alpha-1(XIV) chain. Gene Ontology annotation, molecular function: protein binding. The transcript is spliced from 48 exons. Gene Ontology annotation, cellular component: interstitial matrix. Lineage: Eukaryota; Metazoa; Chordata; Actinopteri; Cypriniformes; Cyprinidae. The record is from RefSeq and is a predicted model, not a curated record. The coding region runs from base 175 to 5688 and encodes 1837 amino acids.
GCUCAGCGCCAAUGAGAGCCGUUGAGGAGUUUAAUUAAAGGGCGGGAACUCAUUCGCGCCUCUGAGGGCUACGGGCUUCGCGCGCGCGGCAGAGAGAAGGCUCGCGCGCUCCGGCUGCACUGGACUCGUUCGCCUCAGAUCUUCCGUCUUUAUCUUCUGACAGCAGCUGAGAGGAUGCGGGUUCGAGUGCUGCUGAUCCUGAUCCUCACAUCAGUAUUAAUCACUCAUGCUCAAGUGAACGUGCCCAGAAGGCUGCGUUUUAAAGAGCUGAGCUCCGACACGCUCGGCGUGAGCUGGAAGGAGCCGAAGGGAGCGUUUGACAGCUACAGACUCCUCUACAGCACUGAUUCGGGAGACGAGCGGGAGCUCACAGUCAGUAAAUCUCAGACUAAAGCAGUCAUCGCAGGCUUCGAUCGGAGGAAAGAUUACAGCGUGAAGAUCACGGCCGUGAGAGGAGAUCAGCAGAGUAAAGCGCUGAUGGGGAGGUACUCGGGGGGCUCGGGGUCAGAGGUGAGUGACCUCAGGGGUCAGCAGGACUCCAGCGGCCCUCAGGAGAAUGAGAUCAGUGAAGUGGACGUGUUCACGUGUAGAACUCCAGCCAUCGCCGACAUUGUGAUUCUGGUGGAUGGAUCGUGGAGCAUCGGCCGCAUUAAUUUCCGCUUGGUGCGGAUGUUUCUGGAAAGUCUCGUCAGGGCCUUUGCAGUUGGAUCUGAACACACACGUGUUGGUUUGGCACAAUACAGCGGGGAUCCACGGAUUGAGUGGCAUCUGAACACUCACAGCACUAAAGAAGCUGUGAUCGAUGCUGUGAAGAAUCUGCCUUAUAAAGGAGGAAACACACUCACAGGUCUGGCUCUGACGUAUAUUCUGGAGAACAGCUUCAAAGCUGAAUCUGGAUCCAGGCCUGAUGUUCCUAAGAUUGGGAUUCUGAUCACGGAUGGGAAAUCACAGGACGAUGUUCUUCUUCCUGCUCAGAGACUCAGAGAUGCUGGGAUCGAGCUGUUUGCCAUCGGAGUGAAGAAUGCGGAUGAGAACGAGCUGAGAGCCAUCGCCUCCCCGCCGGAGGACACACACGUGUAUAACGCGGCUGAUUUCAGUGUGAUGAGCUCCAUCGUGGAAGGACUGACCCGCAGCGUCUGCGAGCGUGUCUCUGAACUCAGCAGAGAGAUCAGCGGUGAGACAGAUACGUCUUCCACGGGGCCACCGAAUGCUCCCAGUAACCUUGUGACCUCUGAGGUCACGGCCAGGAGCUUCCGUGUGACAUGGACUCGUGCUACAGGCCCAGUGGAGAAGUACAGAGUGGUGUAUUACUCAUCCAGUGAAUCCAGACCCGAGGAGGCGGUGGUGAACGGUGACCAGAACUCUGUGGUGCUGAGGUAUCUGAACUCUCUGACCGAGUAUCAGAUCACUGUGUUCGCCAUUUACAGCAACGCAGCGAGUGAAGCUCUGAGAGGCAGCGAGACCACCUUGGCUCUGCCGACGGUCAGUGAUCUGGAGCUGCAUGACAUCACUCACAGCACCAUGCGUGCUCGCUGGAGGGCAGCAGAAGGGGCUUCUGGGUACAUGAUCCUGUACGCGCCUCUGACGGAGGGCGAGGUGGCAGACGAGAAAGAGGUUAAAGUGUCUGACUCCGUGACUCAGGUUGAACUGGACGGUUUAACUCCUGCGACCGAAUACACAGUGACUAUUUACGCCCUGUACGGAGAGGAGGCCAGCGACCCCAUGACCGCUCAGGAGACCACACUCCGUCUCACUCCGGCUCGUAACCUUCGCAUCUCAGACAUCAGUCACAGCUCCGCUAAACUCUCGUGGGACACGGCUUCUCGCAAGGUCAAAGGUUACCGCAUUGUUUACGUGAAGACAGACGCUGUGGAGACCCAUAAGGUGGAAGUGGGUCCGGUCACCACGCUGCUGCUGCGUAACCUGACCUCUCUGACGGAGUACACCGUCGCUAUCUUUGCCCUGUAUGACGAGGGACAAGCAGAACCUCUGACAGACAGCUUCACCACCAGUGAGGUUCCUCUGCCACUGAAUCUCCGCAGCAGGGACGUGUCCACCGAUAGUUUCAGAGUGACGUGGCAAAACGCUGCAUCUGACGUCUCCUUCUACAGGCUCACCUGGAAACCUGCAUCAGGAGGAGAGACCAAAGAGGUUCUCAUCAAUGAUAACUCAAACUGGUUUGUCAUCACGGGUCUGAAGCCUUUGACUGAGUAUGAAGUUUCUCUGUCUGCGAUCUACAGAGACGAGUCUGAGAGCGAUUUGGUGGAAAUCAGUGAAACUACAGUUGCCAGAACAACAACAGUUGCGACGACGACCGCCAGAACGACUACAGCCGUACAGCGCCUGGCCAUCAGGAAUCUGCAGCUGAGUGACGUGACGACCUUCAGCAUGCGUGUAUCGUGGGAUCCGCUGGGUCCAAGUGUGCGUCAGUAUCGAGUGUCGUACGUCAGCACACGAGGAGAUCGCGCCGAACAAACAGCGACGGUUCCCUCGGCUCAGACCUCUCUGCUGCUGCAGCCUCUGCUGUCGGACACUGAGUACCGGGUCAGUGUCUCUGCCGUCUACAGUGACGGCGACGGGCCGCCCAUCACACGCCUUGCCCGCACACUGCCGCUCUCUGCUCCCAGUAACCUGCGAGUGUCUGAGGAAUGGUACAAUCGCUUCCGUAUCAGCUGGGACACCCCGCCCUCACCCACCAUGGGCUACAGGAUCGUCUACCAGCCCACCUCAGCGGCCGGCCGUGCAUUGGAGACCUUCGUCGGUGAUGAUGUGAACACCAUGCUGAUCGUCAAUCUGCUGAGCGGGACGGAGUACAGUGUCAAAGUCAUCGCCACCUACACCACAGGAUCCAGCGAGGCCCUGAGCGGACGAGCACAAACACUGUAUCUGGGAGUGAGUAACCUCAGCACCUUCCAGGUUCGGACCAACAGCAUGUGUGUGCAGUGGCAGCCGCAUCGACAUGCAAACCUGUACCGCCUCGUCCUGCAAACACCCAAUGGUGAGAAACAGGAAGUGAAGUUGAGCGGCUCCACAUCCAGGCACUGCUUUAAUGACCUGACCCCAAACACACAGUAUACUAUCAGCAUUCAUGCUCAGCUGCAGGACACAGAGGGACCCGCCGUCAGCACCACCCAGAGAACAUUUCCUGUGGCCACAGCUCCGCCCACCACACCCAGCACCACUGCCCCCCCGCCCACUCUUCCAGCAACUAAAGAAGUGUGUCGAGCCGCUAAAGCGGAUCUGGUGUUUCUGGUGGACGGAUCGUGGAGUAUCGGAGAUGACAACUUCCAGAAGAUCGUCCGCUUCCUGUACAGCACCGCCGGAGCGCUGGACCGGAUCGGCCCGGAUGGGACACAAGUGGCUAUUGCUCAAUUUAGUGACGAUGCUCGCACUGAGUUUAAGCUCAGCUCAUACGACAAUAAAGAAAACCUGCUGGAUGCCAUUCAGAGGAUCUCCUAUAAAGGAGGAAACACAAAGACAGGUCGGGCAAUGCAGCACGUGAAGGACUCUGUGUUUUCGGUGGUGGGCGGAGCCAGAAGAGGUGUGCCAAAAGUUCUGGUGGUGAUGACGGACGGCCGUUCCCAAGACGACGUGCUCCAGGUUUCCCAGGAGAUCCAGACAGAAGGGUUCAUCGUGUUUGCCAUCGGGUUUGCCGACGCCGAUUAUGGCGAGCUGGUGAGCAUCGCUAGCAAACCUAGCGAGAGACAUGUGUUCUUCGUCGACGACCUGGAUGCUUUCAGAAAGAUCGAAGAAAAACUCAUCACCUUUGUUUGUGAAGCUGCAUCAGCCACAUGUCCAUCAGUACCAAUGAGCGGCAGCACUUUACCAGGGUUCAGGAUGAUGGAGAUGUUUGGUCUGGUGGAGCAUCAGUACAGCAGCGUGAGCGGCGUGUCCAUGGAGCCGGGGACCUUCAACAGCUUCAGCAGCUUCAGACUCGGCAGCGACUCGCUCGUCACGCAGCCCACCAGGUUCAUUCAUCCUGAGGGUCUGCCGUCAGACUACACCAUCACCAUGCUCUUCCGCCUGCUCCCAGAAACCCCGCAGGAGCCCUUUGCAUUGUGGGAAGUCCUAAACAGCAGCAACGAGCCGCUGGUGGGAGUCAUCCUGGACAAUGGAGGAAAGACUCUGACUUACUUCAACACAGAUUAUAACGGUGACUUCCAGACAGUGACGUUUGAGGGGCCGGACAUCCAGAAGCUCUUCUAUGGGAGUUUUCACAAGCUGCACAUCGCCGUCAGUAAGACGUCAGCUCUGGUGAUGGUGGACUGUAAACCGGCGGGAGAGAAGAGCGUGAACGCAGCCAGAAACAUCAGCACUGACGGAGUGGAGGUCCUGGGACGGAUGGUGAGAUCCAGAGGAGCCAAAGACAACUCUGCUCCGUUUCAGCUGCAGUCCUUUGAUAUCGUGUGCAGCACGUCUUGGGCUCGACGGGACAAAUGCUGCGAGCUGCCCAGCCUGAGGAAGGAGGCUGAGUGUCCUUCUCUCCCGCGAGCAUGCACCUGCACUCAGGACAGCAAGGGCCCCCCCGGCCCCUCCGGACCCCCUGGAGGCCCGGGCAUCAGAGGAGCCAGAGGAGAUCGAGGUGAACCCGGCCCUGUGGGUCCUGUAGGUCCAGUUGGGGACGCUGGUGUUCCAGGUGCUCAGGGGCCUCCCGGUCCCCCGGGGCCCAGCGGACGCUCCAUCAGAGGCCCUCUAGGGGCUCCAGGUGAGACGGGUCAGAAGGGCGACGCUGGUCCUCAAGGGCUGCAGGGUGUUCCUGGCUCUCCCGGGCCUGCAGGACGCGAUGGGCCUCCAGGACCGAGGGGUCUGCCGGGUCAAGAUGGACCUCAGGGUCGAGUGGGACCUUCUGGAACUAUAGGCGGUCCGGGAGCUCCAGGGGCACCUGGGGAAAAUGGCCCUCCAGGACCCACAGGAGACCAGGGUCCUCCGGGGCCACCGGGACCCAAAGGAGAGAAGGGUGAGCGGGGCGAAGUCCAGUCCACAGCUUCUGUCCAAGCCAUAGCCAGACAAGUGUGUGAGCAGCUGAUCCAGAGUCACAUGGCGCGGUACAGUUCUAUUCUGAACCACAUUCCCAGUCAGCCGGUGUCGAUCCGCACUGUUCCCGGGCCGCCAGGAGAGCCGGGCCGACAGGGGUCUCCAGGACCUCAGGGAGAGCAGGGGCCGCCGGGACGGCCGGGAUUCCCAGGCAGUAACGGGGAGAACGGUCAACCAGGAGCCCGAGGACCUCUGGGUGAGAAGGGAGAGAAGGGCAGUCCAGGUGUGGGAGUCCAGGGACCCAGAGGACCCACUGGACCGCCAGGAGCUCCUGGUGAAGGCAGAACAGGAAGUCCAGGUCCAUCUGGUCGCCCUGGUAACCCCGGCAGUCCUGGCAGACCCGGGAUUCCAGGACCGGUUGGUCCGCCCGGUCCACCCGGAUACUGUGACCAGAAUUCCUGCCUCGGCUACAACGUGGGAGAGCCGGACGUCGAUGCUGACCUCACUGACACAGAUGUUCCUGUAGUUCAACUUCCGCCCAGCUCCUACCAGCCGUACGGCCCCGAGGCCGAGGACGACGACCCCUACGGCUCCUACACCUCCUACUACCAGCCCAACUACCCCCCGCCGCGGCCCGUGCAGCCCGACGACCCCGUGAUAGAGGAGGGCGUGGAGGAGCUGCGCUCGCCCGGCAUGCAGCGGCACACACGCUAGACAGGACAGAUAGUGACAUAGAAACUCAGAACUAAGAGAAAAAGAGCCAGGAUUGUGAGGUGAAAGUGUGUGUGAGUUAUUAUAGGACGGCCUCUACCUAUUCGUGCUUAUAGAUGAGAUCUAUUAGUAGACCAGAUGAAAUUAAUCUUAUUUACAUACAUAUCGAAUACAUUUCAUAACAAAAGCAUUUGACAUUUUAAAAUGCUGUCCUGUUUAUGCCGUUCAGCACAGCGUUAGAUCUGACUCUGUGUCUGUCUGACUGAAUUAAUGUUCAUUUCUGUUUGUUUUUAAGAAGAUGUCUUGAAUAUAUUCACCGUGAAGUGUGUGCUUCGUUGUAGUUAUUUAAAUCUGUAAAGAAAGCAGUGGCAGGUGAGUUUUGAUGAUCAGGUUUGUUAUGAUUGAAUCAGUUCACUUACUUGAAUCAUUUCUUUCCAUCGGUCUGAUUGAUUCAGUCGCAGAUCCAGCGGUUUGUUUGCGUCGCUCAUUGCAAGAAAAACAAUCAGUGGGGAAAAUGCCAUGAUUUUUUUUAUUGUAUUGUACUUUUUUACACAUUUUAAUGCAUUAGAAAGAGUUGAGCUUAGGAGGAGUUUUAGGUAAUUUCAGCACUCAAGUAUUAUGGAGAAUAUUUCAUAUAAAACAGAUAUUUUCAAUAUAACAAUAUAUUUUGCUGCUCUUUAUGUUCUGCCUGUAUAAAUGACUGAUUGUCUGAGAUCUCUAAUUCUCUGAUAUCUUCAGCUUAAAGUGCCUCUAUAUCGACUGUCUAUACAGCGGGUUACAUAAGUAUUGAGUGCAUCACCUUUUGUCAAUAAAUGUCUAAAGAUGCCGUUGAAACUAAAAUUUCACCAGAUAUUGAUAACAACCCAAGUGAUCCAUACGUACAAAUCUGUGGACCUCGUCUAUGAACUCUGAUCUUCGUAUUUUCUAUUGGAUUGAAGUCAGUCGUUCUAGCAGCUUUAUUUGGGAUCCUUGUUUCAUCUUCAUCAUCCUGGAACGACUGAAGCAGCUAAUAUUAAUCUCUGCUGACUCGAUGGAUUUCUAAUCAGAUAUAUUUCUGCUGGAGUCUUUCCAUGGGGUUUUGCACCUCAAUUUCUUGAUGUGUUCAAUACUCCUUCCCUGCAUCAUUCCAUUUAUUAUGCAUUUCUGAACUUAUUCAUUUUGUUUUCUUGGUAUGUACGGAUACUUGUGUUGUUACUGAUAUAACUUGAUGUAAACUUCAAGUCAGCAGCAUCUUCCGGUCUUCCAGUAAUGAACUUCUUCUUCCGUUCCUCGUCCGUAUCUCACUUUCUCAAGCCAUUGUUGUUUUAUCUCCAGUUAUUUAUUUUAUCUCAAGUAUUUCUGUAUUUUUUCAGUAUUCAGCAUGUUUUUGAUCUAUCUUGUUAAACCGUUGUUUACAGUCAUUUCAUACGAGACAUGUUUCUAGGUUUGGUGUAAUGCUAUCUUGUGAUGAUCAGAUGUGUUCCUGUGAGAAUAUCAGUCUUGCUGUCAAAGGAUUUAAUAAAAAAAGAUAUAUAUUUAAAACAACUUGAAUUAUG